Messenger RNA from Adelges cooleyi (spruce gall adelgid), 2491 nucleotides. Its product is annotated as sestrin homolog. The transcript is spliced from 7 exons. NCBI's taxonomy places the organism in Eukaryota, Metazoa, Arthropoda, Insecta, Hemiptera, Adelgidae. The record is from RefSeq and is a predicted model, not a curated record. Gene Ontology annotation, molecular function: oxidoreductase activity, acting on peroxide as acceptor; L-leucine binding. Gene Ontology annotation, biological process: cellular response to L-leucine; positive regulation of macroautophagy; negative regulation of TORC1 signaling. Bases 849 to 2075 code for a protein of 408 amino acids. Gene Ontology annotation, cellular component: nucleus.
CUAUUCUGACACUACUGUAUAGAACGAUUUAUAGGUAUAAAUUAUAUGAGUAAAAUUGGCGAUCACAUAAUUUAACAAACCAGUAAUGUUUGACUGUUAUGUGUCGAUUGAAAAUUGUACCAUAUCUUAAAGCAUUCCACCCUUUAUUUUAAUUUAAAUUCAAAAUAAUCAUUGUAAGAAGAGCCAAAACGAUAAAUAAUAAACGAGUGGAAUAUCUCUAUAACCACAAUAACUAUAAUCGUUGAUUAAAUUUAAAAAAAAAUUUUAUUGACAUACUCUCAAAUAUACCUAUAAAAAACCUAUAUGAUUACAAUAUAAUGUGUAACUCUAUUGCUUUUAUAAUUAAAGCCACUCUUAAUUCUUACUUAUUUUUUGGAAGUGGAAUAUGCAUUAAAAUGGAGUACAAAAAAAAUGUGUGUUUACAUAAAAUCUACUAUGGCACUUCUUCAUUCUUGCCCAUAAUACUAUUUUUUUAAAUAUAUAAUUAUUGGUCUAUCAUUUGGCUGAAAAAAUCAAAAUAAUCUAUUUUCUUCACAAUUGGACUGAUAUAGUACAAUUAUUACAUACAAUCUUAGCUCUUAAGAGACUCAAUUUGUCAGUUAUGAUCAGCCAAUACAUUAAUGUAGUACAUGAGAUAUUAUGUAGUAUUGUCUGACAUAUUGUAAAAAGUGCUGCUAAGUUGUCACAGUAAACAAGUCAUUCAGGGGAAAAUGUGUUAUUUUCUUACAAAAAAAAAUAUGUGUAUAUAUAGCCGACGAGUCGGGUGUCUAUUUAUACCCAACCAUCAAAAUUACAUACACACAUGUGCGGGAGCAUAAAAAAUGACCACGAUGAAGUAAUUGUUAUCAAUGGCAGAAGUGGUCAUGGAAAAUUUUAUAACCAAUACUAAUUCAGUUUUUGGCUUAGGCCAUGUUACAAACAUCAUGAAGUUUCAUAAAACAUAUUUCGAAACUUUCCUUGGACUGCAAGAGUUUAUCAUUUAUGGUGAAGGCCCGUUGCCUAUACAGUAUCGUCAUUAUAUUGCAAUUAUGGCUUCCGGUCGUCAUAAAUGUACAUAUCUUAUAAACUUUCAUAAAAAGCAAUUUUUAGAACAUGAUGGUGAUCCUAACUGGUUAAAUGGUCUCUCUCAUGUUCCUCGAAAACUUCGAAAUUUGUAUGAAAUAAAUAAAAUUUUGGCCCAUCGACCAUGGCUCAUUACCAAGGAAGAUAUAAAAAAAGUAGUGAAAGGUCCUAACUCGUGGUCUAUGUCAGAUUUGGCUCAUGCUGUUAUACUACUUGUACAUUUUCAUAGUUUAUGUAGUUUUGUAUUCGCGUGCAACUUAAACGAUGAAAUACCACGAGCUCCAAAAGUAGCUAAUUAUAGACGUACCAGCAAGACAUGCUUUCAGGAUUGUACUGAUGAAAAGCUCUCUGAUGAUGAAGGUUUAGAACCAAUUAUGGAAAGAAUGAAGAAGUUAAGCGAAGUGUUGCCAGCUUCAGAACAAGAACGUAUACAACGCUUUGAACUCUUACAAAGUCAAUUAUGUGACAGUGAUACUUCUGCUGAUAAUAGUUUAGAACCAACUCUUAAACCUUUUGUUGAAGAUUCUGGAUAUUCUUAUUUAGAUUGUUCACGAAGGCAAUAUGCUCAACAAUCGUUGUUUAUACUACAGGAAUUUUCUUGGGACCAUCAUGGGUUUUCAUUAAUAAAUCGAUUGUUCAAUGAUAUCGGGUUAUUGCUGGAUAAAAAAUUCAAGACUGCUUAUAACAUGACAUACUAUACAAUGGGAGGUCGUCAUGAUAUAGAUACAACAAGAUUUCGCAGAGCAAUUUGGAAUUAUAUUUAUUGCAUUUAUGGAAUGAGGAACGAUGAUUAUGACUAUGAAGAAGUUACACAAUUGCUUACAAACCCGUUAAGAGUUUUCGUCAAAACGGCUGCAUGUUAUCCCGAAAGAUUAAAUAUUAUUCCCUCAGAAAACGCUCUAAAGCACUUUGAAUUGAGUGAAAAAAUUCACAUAAAUCUUAUGAUAAUGGAAGCACGGAUGCAAUCUGAAUUGUUAUUCGCAUUACGAGCAAUCAUGAAUUAUAUGCUAUAAAUAAUAGGCAAUUAUGUUAUUAUUUUAUUUUUUAAUUGUUAUAAUUUUUUUUUAACGUGUAUACAAUUGUUGGUUAUACGAUUUUUGUUUUUAAACUUAUAUGGUAUAUUUUUUUUUCACUUAACUGUUUUGUCAACUCAACUCAAACUAUCAAGUGUUCAACAUAUUUUCUAGUUUAUAAAUAUUUAUUAUUAUUGUUGAUUUUAUUUAUGAUUUUUAACUGUGAUUAUUUUCCAGUUUUAUUGUGAUAAACCUGAACUAUUGUUAAUGUUGUACCUUUUUUUUUUUUGUGUGUGUAAAAUGACUAACAUUUUAAAUUCUAUGUUAUUGUUAAUGAGAUUUUGACUAUUAAAACACUUAUUUUUGUACUAUUUUAAUUUUAGAAUUUAAAUGUAUAGUUUAGUUUUAUUGUUUUU